Messenger RNA from Ictalurus punctatus (channel catfish), 3733 nucleotides. RefSeq names its product solute carrier family 14 member 2 (gene slc14a2). The transcript is spliced from 9 exons. The record is from RefSeq and is a predicted model, not a curated record. Lineage: Eukaryota; Metazoa; Chordata; Actinopteri; Siluriformes; Ictaluridae. Bases 111 to 1622 code for a protein of 503 amino acids. Gene Ontology annotation, cellular component: membrane. Gene Ontology annotation, biological process: urea transmembrane transport. Gene Ontology annotation, molecular function: urea transmembrane transporter activity.
UCAUUCACGCUAGUGGUGGGAGACUUCUUUGGCACUGGAAUGAUUGUGGCUGAUUUUAGGCAGGACGGGAUGACUGCUUGGGCCAGGGAGAGAUUGAAAAUUCUGGAAAGAUGUGGGCAAGCUGGUGGGCACAUGAUCUGAGCACGUUACCAGGUACACCGUCUGGGCCAGCAGCCUUCCUGGGGUUCACUGCCAGAAACAUCCGUCUAACAUCGUGUUCCCUCACAGAGCUGCAGCCCCUCAUGGCUAACACAGUUCUACAGACUCAGAAGAACUCACAGCUGCAGCAGAAUGAGCAACAGCACACACAAACCGAGUCUUCUAAACUUCAAAAGAUCAAAGUUAAACUCACACGCUUUGCGUCUUACUUCUCGGGAAAUAUGGCUCCUUUUGACACGUGGAUGAAAGAACAGUGCAUCUUGCUUCAGAUUUGUGAUUGGGUGUUGAGAGGAGCAGCACAGGUCAUGUUCGUAAACAACCCUCUGAGUGGACUGAUCAUCUUCGCAGGGCUGAUCCUCCAGAAUAGAUGGUGGGCUCUCAAUGGCUUUGUGGGCACUUUGUUUGCCACAAUCUCGGCCCUCAUUCUCAAACAAAAUAGAGGGGCAAUCGCAGCAGGCCUGUAUGGAUACAAUGGAAUACUGGUUGGUCUUCUAAUGGCAGUGUUCUCCAAUGCAGGUGACUGGUACUGGUGGCUUCUGCUGCCCAACAUCUUUAUGUCAAUGGCAUGCCCAAUCAUCUCUAGUGCCCUGGCCUCAAUUAACAGCCGGUGGGAUCUGCCAGUUUUAAACCUGCCUUUUAACAUUCUGGUGUGUCUUCAUAUGGUAGCUACAGGCCACUACAACCACCACUUCCCCCAGGUCCUCAUCCAGCCAAUCACCUCCUUCCCCAACAUCACAUGGUCUGAGCUGGAAUAUACUUUGCUCUUCCAGUCCAUUCCUGUUGGCAUUGGGCAGGUCUAUGGCUGUGACAAUCCUUGGACAGGAGGCAUAUUCAUUGUGGCCCUGUUUAUUUCUUCACCAAUAACUUGCAUGCAUGCUGUUAUUGGUUCAACUAUUGGGAUGGUGUCAGGUCUUGCUCUUGCGGCGCCAUUCCAGAGCAUUUACUUUGGACUGUGGGGAUACAAUUGUGCCUUGGCUUGCAUUGCAAUUGGUGGAAUAUACUACGCCCUCACCUGGCAGGUCCAUCUACUGUCUAUAGUCUGUGCAUUUUUCUGUGCAUAUCUUGGCUUUGCAAUUAGCAAUGUGAUGGCUACUUUUGGACUUCCAGCAUGCACUUGGCCCUUCUGCCUGUCAGUCCUCACGUUCCUCUUGAUCACCACAGAGACAAAGACCAUCUACAAGCUGCCACUUUCUAUAGUUACCUACCCUGAGAAAAACCUCAUAUUCUACUGUAAGGUGAAGGAGGAGAAGGCUGAAAAAAAGCAGAAGAAAGUCCAAGAGGAGAUGCUACAGGAGAAGGAUAAAGAGGCACAAAUGACAAAAGACAUGGAUGUAAAGAUAAUGAUGGAGAACCAAGAGAAAGAGCAGCACAAUGUCUGCAUUAAGAUAAGUAGAGGGCAUUUGGAAAACCUGUCCAUUACUGGAAACACAGAGCCAACUACUCUAGAAUUAACUGAAAUAUGAAGCAACAAUUUCCAGCGCACUUUCACUCUGUGAGAACAAUGCACAUUUGGUUUCCCAAUAAUGUGUUAAUGAGAAAUUAUUUAAGUGGUUAAAUACAUGACAUAUUGUAUGCACAAUGAAUGUAAAUGCAAAUUAUCUAUACAAAGUCUAUACAAAAAUGAUCUAUAUGACCAUCCAUCACUGAACCACAUGGACACAUUCUGGGCAUCUCUACUGCAAUGUUACAGUAAGCAAUGUAGUUGUUCUGGCUAUGAACACUGUCUUUGAGACAGGAUGAUGGAACAAUCCAUACUAUCCACCUCUACUUUCUCAUUGUUACUUCCUAACAAUCUCAUAAUGGUAAACAUGUAUGACUGCAUAACUUAAUAUUGAUAUUUGAUGUUCAUAUUAGGUAAUUCUAUUAAAAUUUUUGGGCCUAUUUUUUUCUUUUCAUAUGAAUGUGUUUGCAUGUUUUAGAAAUUUCCUUUUAUCCCUCUUUUAAUUGUUAAAAGCAAAAGUGUCAAGUUGUUCUUUAACUUAUGUAUUAUACAUAAACUGGUUAUUGUAUAGAUAAACUGAUUGUACAGAAUUAUUAAACGUCAUUAAAAGUAAUUAUGAUCAAUGCUUCUGGUAACAAAUGAAAGUGUCAUGUAAGAGAUUCUGAAAAGAUUGCUCUGCCUUCCUGCCCAGCUGAUGAUUUCAUCCCUCCACCCUGCCCUGUUGAGGGUGUCACCCCACCUCCUUGCUUGGCUGGUGAUGUUGCCAUGCCUCUCUGUUCGGCUGGGGUCGUCCUCUCUGCCCAGAUGAUGACUUCACCUCCUCCACCCUGCUGGGCUGAGGAUGUCGCUCUGCCUCCCUGCUUGGCUUAAAACAUGGAUCCACCUCCUUUCUUUGCCAUCAUGGUCACUCCCCCUUCUGGCCUCACCAUGGUCGUUGCUCCCCCCUCUGGCCUCGCCGUGGUUAUCACUCUACCCAGGGGUCCAGGCCCUCCUAAGUUUGGGUGCUUCAGGAGCCAUAAGGGGGGCACUAUGUCAUGCCCACCAUGGACAAUUUCCCCCCAGACCACCGGACAUCACCCUCACUCACAUUUUUUUAAAUUCUUCUUUUGUUUUCCACACCAUUUCUCCUUGGUUGGGAAGCAUUGUGUGUAUUGUUUGUAUUGUUACCAUUAUGUUGCAUUUGCACCAUGAGUGGGUUUUGAUUUUUAUGUUGAGUUUUCUUUUCUUUGCUAUGCCUUGCUUCAGUCUAGUCCUUUGUUUAGGUUUUUCUAGUUUUUGGUUCUUUUUUGUCAUUGUUUGUUAUUUUUAAUUGUUUAAAAUAAGAUUUCUGUAAUUGCAUUCUACUCCUUGAGAUUUCGUGACAAAUGUGUCUAUGACUGUGUAACAAGGGGAGAGCUGACAGGUGGGCCAAUGUGCUUGUACCUCCAGAAUCUAGCAGGGCCUCGAGGGGAAUCCCCUCCAGCCACAGGUUCAUGGUGGGACAACUGGUGGUGAGCAUACUCACCUCAGGGAUCGAGGAAUGAAGUGGCUGCCCAUUUUGCAGUUUGCUAGGAGCUCAUCAGUGAUAAAUCUGCUGGACCCUGGCUGAUCACCAGCAAAUGUUGAAGCAUGGGAUUCAUGUGGGGUCUUUCAGAAAUAAAUUUUACUCACAAUGGACUUGCAGUUUUGUACCAAUGUGAUUCUUAACCAUAAUUUGACAUAUUAUAAAGUAUGAGUUGGUAACUGAUCAACAAAGACUGUACUAUCAUUUCUAAUAUAAUGCAUUAAAUAUGGACCACUAUUUUCACUGAAAUGUUUCAGAGAUUUUUUUUUUCACUACUUUACACUAAAUGUCUAAUAUUCUGUUCUGUUGGAAAUAUGCCUGAACUGUUAUCCCCAUCCCACCCACCCCCAGAUCAGGAGUGGGUAAAGACAGACUGGUGAUCUGAUCUAUAUUAUAUAUACGUGUACCAUAGAUAACGCCUCUCUGAACGCCAUGGUGGGACGUUCCCGAGCUGAAGUACUGUACAAGUCCUAAGCAUUAGAUCACCCCAAUUACUCUUGUAUACUCUUUCCAUACCAUCGUGAUCUUUGCCUGACGAAACCAUACACAAACAUAUUUGACAUUUGGGGCCUAUUUCUAAAUCACCAGAU